Molecule: messenger RNA, 822 nt
Organism: Knipowitschia caucasica
Lineage: Eukaryota; Metazoa; Chordata; Actinopteri; Gobiiformes; Gobiidae
Source: the annotation of a GenBank genome assembly
AUGCUCUUUCAGCAACUUCAGAAACGAAACAUUGACCCCAUCUUCAUCAAAGCUGCCAUCUGUAAUUUUGCCGACAGCAUCAUAAACAUCAGGUCUUCCAUAAUCACUGUGCAAGAGGAGAUUCCAGCUGCCAAGCGACAGGGGACACUGGGGCCCGCAGAAAGACAUCGGAUUGCUAUUGAGGUGUGUGAUACCAUCUGGGCUCAAACAAAGGAACACUUUGCGUUUACUGGGCACCUUGUGAGUUCAACACUGCUGCAUGGAGAGCUGUUCUCACAACAUUCUACAACCUUUCCAAGUGCUGCUUUGAAUGCCACCGUGGAGGCCUAUCCAAUGCUGAACAAGGCUAGACUGAAGACGGAACUAUCCUUGGUCUAUGAAAACCCGGUGUUUGAAAAGUGUAGUGGCACAAAGCAUCUCCUCUACUCCUCCAAUCACAGCAGCAUCUCCUCUACUCCUCCAAUCACAGCAGCAUCUCCUCUGCUCCUCCAGAGACACAGCAGCAUCUCCUCUGCUCCUCCAGAGACACAGCAGCAUCUCCUCUGCUCCUCCAACAGCAGCAUCUCCUCUGCUCCUCCAGAGACACAGCAGCAUCUCCUCUGCUCCUCCAGAGACACAGCAGCAUCUCCUCUGCUCCUCCAGAGACACAGCAGCAUCUCCUCUGCUCCUCCAGAGACACAGCAGCAUCUCCCCUGCUCCUCCACGUACAGCAGCAUCUACUCUGCUCCUCCAGAGACACAACAGCAUCUUUGUAUAGCAUUUUUUGAGUUUCUCACGUUCCAAUUAAUGUACAGUCUUCUCCCUCUAGUGGUCACUAUGUAA